ACCACCCCAGUGCGUUUUGUGUGGCCGCCUCACACUGUGUGGUGUUGGACUGUCAUCGGUCUCUGAAACAGGUGUCAUCCAGCAGAGAGGUUUCCUCCGCAAUGUCAGACACAGCCGACCCCGCCGCAUCCACACCGGCGCAGGACACUCCUGGCUCGGACAUGUCCUCAACACCGCCGCCAUACCCCUACCAAGGGCAGCAACCGCCACCCUACUCCGCGGCCCUAGCAACGUACUCUCCACCCAAGACCGAGAUAACCUGCACCUCUCAGCCUGGCACCGGGCACGAGUCGCCCCGCGACAUCAGCCCAGAGGCCCCGGUGGAACCGACUUCCCUUAUGGCCUCGUCUUCUUUUGACGACGAGACGGUGAGAAGAGGGUUUGUUAGAAAGGUCUUCAGCAUCCUGACUCUCCAGCUGCUGUUCACCUUCGGUGUGGUGUGUGUGUUCACCUUAUCCAGCGUGGUCAAAAAGGCGGUGCAGAUCAACCUGUGGGCCUACAUCAGCUCCUUCAUCGUCUUCGCCGUGGUCGCCAGCACCCUCAGCUUCUGCAAGUCCUUCAGUCGCCGUCACCCCUGGAACAUUGUGGGACUGGUUGUGGUCACCCUGAGCUUGUCAUACAUGGUGGGAGCCAUCGCCUCCUUCCACAAAACCAACGCCGUGCUCGUCACCAUGGGAGUAACGCUGGCCGUUUCUCUGGCAAUCAUCGCUUUCUCGGCACAGACUCGUUAUGAUUUCACUAUUUUUUAUGGUAUUCUGCUGGUUCUGGCUGUGGAUCUGAUUAUGUUCGGGUUCUUCUGCACCUUCUACUACUCCUACAUCGCCGAUAUCGCCUACGGAUGUCUGGGAGCUCUGCUGUAUUCACUGUUUCUGAUGAUCGACUGUCAGCUGAUGAUGGGGAUGAUGAGCUUUCGUCUGGACCCCGAGGAAUACGUCAACGCCGCCCUCUUGAUCUACCUUGACAUAGUCAUCAUCUUCCUCUACCUAUUGGGGAGGAGGUGA
Molecule: messenger RNA, 1001 nt
Organism: Xiphias gladius (swordfish)
Lineage: Eukaryota; Metazoa; Chordata; Actinopteri; Istiophoriformes; Xiphiidae
Product: protein lifeguard 1
Exons: 6
Coding region: 102-1001 (299 amino acids)
Biological process (GO): negative regulation of apoptotic signaling pathway
Cellular component (GO): Golgi apparatus; membrane; endoplasmic reticulum
Source: RefSeq, a predicted model, not a curated record